UAUUCUUGGUUAUGGAUUGGUUCUAGGUUCAUUUUUUUAUGAAAUAUUGAAGUAUAUACUUCAAUUUUGUCUUAAACUCUUCAGAUUUUGAGAAUACUGAUCCUAGAGACAACUAGUUAAAUUUUGAGAAAACUGAUCCAAGGACAACUAGUUACCAGCGAUGAGAGAUUCAAUCUUUGAAGAAUAAUCAACUUUGUUUUAAUUAUAUUUAAAUAAUGGCUUCUGGUGAAUCUGGAAGGUCAAUUAAAAAAGAAGUCGAAGCGGUUGGCGAUCAAAACGAUUUCUACAACUCUGAACAGAAAUAUGAUCCACUUGAAUCUAAUGCCAAUGAAAUUUUUCCCGAGAAAAUGAAAAGUGAGGAAAACAUUGAUAUUGUUUAUCAAGAACUCAAAUCGGAAAAUUUAACUGAAGGCUCACAUUGUGAGGUGUGUGGAGGUUCUCUCAGUAAAUGUUUCAGAAGCUGUAGUUGUCAAACGGAAAAAGAGUCUGAUGCUAUAGGAUUCAAAGAUUUGACUCAGGAUAUGAAACUUUUUAGCUCAACCCCAGAUUCUGGAGACAUCAUCGUUAAAUAUGAAGAAGAAACAACUUUCGAGACGAAAGAGGAAACUUUAUUUGAUGAAGAUUUUGCUGCUGAAAAUGAUAAUAUCGUGAAUCAUGAGACGGAUAAAAUUAAUGAGAAGCUGAAUGAAAGUACUGAUUUGAAAUCUUUAGAGAAGAAGAAUACGGGACAGAUACCAUUUCAGUGCAGAAUCUGCCCGAAAUCUUUCACACUGAAAAAAGCUUGGUAUAUCCACGAAAAGACUCAUAAUAAUGAUACAGAAUUCCAUUGUAAAGUCUGUACAAAAUCUUUCCUAUAUAAAUCAAAUCUGAUAAUUCAUUUGAGAAGUCAUACUGGGGAACAAUCUUUUCAGUGUAAAAUCUGCUCCAAAAUAUUUUCUCGAAACCAUAAUUUGAAAGUUCAUGAAAAGAUUCAUUCCGGGGUGAAACCAUAUCAGUGUCAAAUCUGUUCAAAAUCUUUCUUUAAAAAUAGUAGUUUGAAAUAUCAUGAAAAAACUCAUUCCGGAGAAAAGCCGUUUAAAUGUGGAAGGUGCUCAAAAUCUUUCAUUCAAGAUAGCGAUUUAAAAUACCACGAGAGGAGUCAUACUGGAGAAAAACUGUUCCAGUGUAAAUUUUGCGGAAAGUCACUAAGUCAAAGGUCGAAAUUCGAAAUUCAUUUAAGAAUUCAUACGGGAGAAAAACCAUUCCAGUGCAAAAUCUGCUCUAAACCCUUUAUUUGUAGUAAUUCGAUGAAAUGCCAUGAAAAAACUCAUACUGGACUGAAACCGUUUCAGUGUAAGAUCUGUUCAAAAUCUUUCUUCAAAAAUAAUAAUUUCAAAAGGCACGAAAAGAUUCAUGCUGUAGAAAAACCUUUUCAGUGUAAAUACUGCGCAAAGUCAUUUUUUGUAAGUAGUACUUUGAAAAUACAUGAAGCGACUCAUACAGGACUAAAACCAUUUCAGUGUAAAAUAUGCUCAAAAUCUUUUUUCAUAAAUAGUAAUUUUAAAAGACAUAUAAAGAUUCAUGCUGAAGAAAAACCUAUUGUGAAUAAUCGUUUACAAAUACAAGAAAAGAUUCAUACUGGGUCAAAACCAUUUCAGUGUGAAGUCUGCUCGAAGUCUUUUUUGAAAAAUUGUAAUUUAAAGAGGCAUGAAAAGAUUCACGCUGAAGAAAAACCUCUUAGUGGGACUAGUAGUUUUGAAAAUCAUAAUGAGAUGAAAACAUUUCAGUGUGAAAUCUGUUCAAAAUCUUUCCUUCGGAGUAGUGGUUUGAAAUAUCAUGAAAAGACUCAUACAGGAGAGAAGCCUUUUCAAUGUAAAAUGUGCUCAAAAUCGUUCAUACAAGAAUGUAAUUUGAAAUCCCAUGAAAGAAGUCAUACUGGAGAAAAACUAUUUCAGUGCGAAGUUUGCGGAAAGUCAUUAAGUGAUAGGAGAAAACUCGAAAUUCAUCUUAGGAUUCAUUCUGGGGAAAAACCAUUCCAGUGUAGUAUCUGCUCAAAGCCAUUUAUUAGUAAAAACUCUUUGAAAUACCACGAAAAAACUCAUACUGUACAAAAACAAUUUCGGUGUAAAGUCUGUUCAAAAUCUUUCAUUAAAAAUGCUACUUUGAAAAGGCAUGAAAAGAUUCAUUCUUGAAAUGGUACAUAGUCUAUACAUUCUGCAAGAAAGAUGGAUCAGAAGAAAAUCUGAUCUGAUAUUGCACCUAUUGCACCUAAUACUGUAGAGCUUCAUUUUCAAAAUAAUAUGUUUGCUCUACUCUUCAACUCAUAAAGCACUGAUCCAUGCAAAAGCAACAAAGAUCUGACAUUCAAGUCAUCUUCAAUGUAUAAUGGUAGGGUACUAUUUAAUUCAUUGCUACAAGAUAUUUAGCAUCUGCAUAUAGUGUAUGUCAAGGACUAAAUGAAUGGGAGAUAUAGCUUGGAUGAGUACAUGGUGAAAAAAGAUUUGUUGAAAUGACCCCAUUCUCAUCUCUCCAUUUUUUAAGUAGUUAUUUUAAUAUUCAUCUAUCUGUUUCUAUGUCAAGAAUUGAGUUGAAACUAUAUAAUAGUCUCCUGUUAUCUAUAAAUUAUAUAGUCUAUUCGUGCUUCAGUAUCCUAUACUUUAUUCAUUAUUUAUUCCUCACAGUUUGUUUCUACCUUUAGAUAUUUUAGUGGCUGAUGUAUUUUACUGUUAUCUAUUUUUCACUAAAAACUUUAUUUAUACUCAACUGUACAUACUUGAGAAACUAAUUUUGCAAACGUGGUAUAAUAUGUUCAAGUGAUUGAAAUUUUUGUAAAACUUUUGUGCCUUAUUUGCAAUAAAUUAUUGGUUU
Messenger RNA from Leptinotarsa decemlineata (Colorado potato beetle), 2847 nucleotides. RefSeq lists its product as uncharacterized. NCBI's taxonomy places the organism in Eukaryota, Metazoa, Arthropoda, Insecta, Coleoptera, Chrysomelidae. Gene Ontology annotation, biological process: regulation of gene expression. The record is from RefSeq and is a predicted model, not a curated record. Gene Ontology annotation, cellular component: nucleus. Gene Ontology annotation, molecular function: nucleic acid binding; zinc ion binding.